This is a messenger RNA of Postia placenta MAD-698-R-SB12, 921 nucleotides long. RefSeq lists its product as hypothetical. The transcript has 7 exons. The coding region runs from base 1 to 921 and encodes 306 amino acids. Lineage: Eukaryota; Fungi; Basidiomycota; Agaricomycetes; Polyporales; Adustoporiaceae. Gene Ontology annotation, molecular function: ferric iron binding; catechol 1,2-dioxygenase activity. Gene Ontology annotation, biological process: catechol-containing compound metabolic process. The record is from RefSeq and is a predicted model, not a curated record.
AUGAACUUCUCUUGUCCAAUUUUGGCUCCCCAUACCAUCUCCAACAGUUUAGUCAAAGACCCACGCAAGCUGCAGCUCAUCAAUGCGCUUGUUUCCCACCUCCACACCUUCGCCCGCGAGACUUCGCUAGACCACGCGGAAUGGACGAAGGUUGUCGAGUUCUUGACGCGCGCCGGCAAGGAGAGCACGGAUUACAAGAACGAAUUCAUCCUCCUCAGCGACAUCAUGGGCUUGAGCGCGCUGGUGGACGAGCUGACGCACCCCAAGCCAGCGGGUUGUACUGACAGUUGCGAGGCCGGACCUUUCUACGUGCCGAAUGCGCCAGAGGUGCCGUCAGGAGCCUCGCUUGCGAAAGUCGGUACUACAGGGGAGGCAAUGUUUUUCAACGGUACUGUGAAGAAUACGAAGGGUCAAGGAAUCAGAGGCGCUAAGAUCGAUGUCUGGCAGGCAGACGGUGAUGGCAUCUACGAUGUGCAGUACCCCGGCACUACGGAGGCCAACGACCGUGGCAAGAUAGUCGCGGAGGACGACGGCACUUUCUGUUACCGCGGCAUUCUGCCGACAGCCUACCCGAUUCCAAGUGAUGGUCCUGGCGGUGACCUCUUGCGUACACUCGGUCGACACCCACAUCGGGCUGCGCACAUUCACUUCAUGCUAAAUGCGCCAGGAUACGAUGAUCUCACCACCGCACUGUAUCCGUCGCAUUCUCCGUUCCUUGGCACGGACCCUGUUUUCGCGACAAGGAAGUCGCUUAUCUGUCAGGUUGUUGAGGAGCGCGACCCCAAACGCUGGGAGGCGAUGGGGUUCAAAAACCGAGAGGUCACGAGAGGUCGGGUAUGGGUAUGGUCAUUCGGCUUCGUCCUGGCAUCGGUGGAGGAGGUCGAGGAGUUUAAGCGUCAACGCGCAAAGGCGAAACUGUAG